Messenger RNA from Helobdella robusta, 1742 nucleotides. RefSeq lists its product as hypothetical. Gene Ontology annotation, molecular function: protein binding; metal ion binding. Lineage: Eukaryota; Metazoa; Annelida; Clitellata; Rhynchobdellida; Glossiphoniidae. Bases 237 to 1469 code for a protein of 410 amino acids. The transcript has 12 exons. The record is from RefSeq and is a predicted model, not a curated record.
AAAUAUGAUUAAAUAAAUAUUUUGGGAAAUUUUAAAUUUAUAUAUUUAAUAAUUAGUCACGUUCAAUUAAAAUUUUUUUUAUAAAACUUCUGCUUUAAACUUUUAAUGUGCGUUAAUUUUUUUAAUUCGGAAUAAGUUAAAAAGAGGGGGAAUUACUGAGUUAGUAAUUUAGUUUGUCAAAGUAUAAUUUCUUAACUUAACUAAUUAGCUCAUCUAAAAAAGCUUGAGCGAAAAAAAUGGCUGCAGAAAUUAAGCCUCUUGAACAAAACAGUGAUGAAAUCAGAUCUGGUUUUGGUAGAAAAUUGAAUUUACUGAGUACCAUAGAAGGUGUUCCACUGGACAUCAACAUGGCCGUCUUGUUGGGGGGUGAGGAAGAAGGGGUCGCAGCUGUUUCUGAAGACAAAACAGUCAGAAUAUGGUUGAAAAAAAAUAAAGGAAAAUAUUGGGGCAGUGUUUGCCAACAUUUGCCAGCUACAGCUAGUAGCAUAUACUACCAGAAAGACAAGCACAAAAUCUAUGUGGGCCUCAACAAUGGAACAGUUAUGGACUUUGUUAUAACAGAUAAUGGUACCAAGUUAUCUCACAUUAGGGACGUGUUAGCUCAUGUAGAUAGAAUAACGUGCAUAGAAGUUAUACCUGCGUUAAAAUUUGUUUUCACUGGCUCCAAAGAUACGUAUCUGCAAUGGCACUGCUCAGAAUCGGGGAAGAAAUUAGGAAAAUUUAAAAUCGACGUUUGGAUUAGUUCUCUAUGCUUUGACCUGGCCUCAAAAUGUCUGUUCGUUGGUGACCUCUCUGGACAGAUAACUGUACUAAAGAUGGUUGAAGGUUCAGCUCAUUUUAUCACCGUUCUCAAAGGACAUACUGCAUCAGUAAGAUGCCUAGCCUGGGACAACGAGAAUAGUCUAUUAUUUUCUGGAGGGGGUGACAACACCAUUGUAGUUUGGGAUAUUGGCAGCAGGAAGGGGACUACUGUGGAACUAUCUGGCCAUCAAGAUAGAGUUGAAUGCCUGAUAUACAUUCCUACAUUCAAGCAGCUGUUGUCAGGGGGUUAUGAUAGUAACCUCAUUAUCUGGAAUAUGGACGCACAAAGAAAUUCCACCCCGGAAUGGACGGAGAGUGACAAAUGCGAAUGUUGCAACGGUCCGUUCUUUUGGAAUUUUAAGAUGAUGUGGGAAAUUAAAUCGCUAGGUGGCAGGCAGCACCAUUGCAGAAAGUGUGGAAAGGCUAUCUGCGCUAAGUGCAGCUCCAACGUCUCCAUACUACCGCAGUACGGCUUCGAGUACCCCGUCAGACUGUGCCUCAACUGUCAUGCUAAUCUUACCAGCGAAGAACUACAGCCACUGGCCACGUUUUAUCACCUGAAGCACAGAAUUGUGCACGCCGACGCUGACAUCAACACUAAAAGACUACUGACAGUCGGGAAGGAUAGAGUCAUUAAGAUCUGGGAGAUGGUAGAUAAUUGGAACUGAAUGCAACCUCUUCGUCCGUCGUCAAUCUUGAAUUUGUUAUUUUAAUUUGUUUAACUCUUUGUCGUCAUGUAACAUUCAUCUGGUUAUUUAUUAAUUAUUUUAUUAUUUAUCAAUUAUAUUAUUCAAAUAUUUUGUCAAAUAUUUUUACUUUCAGUUCAUUGCAUUUCAAUUUUGUGUAGUACAUUUAUAUCUGAAUCUUCAUUUUGGUCAACAUUUUCUCCGUGAAUUCUCACUACUUUUUUACUUGCAAUUAAAAAAACUAAUAGAAAUUUA